AUGCAGGAUAUAGAGACGCUCGGGAGUGCUGCUGCAGCGACUCUAGCGUGUGGCGCGACGGAGUCCUCGGCCACGGCCAAUGCUCUGAGACCGUCGUCCAUUCGCACGAGCGUCUUCGACAUGUACAAGAUCGGUCCCGGCCCCUCUAGUUCACACACCAUUGGGCCGAUGAAAAUCUGUAAUGACUUCCUGAAGGAGGUCAAAAACUGCUUUCUACCUACCCUCGAGCGGACCUCGAAAUCUAACGGAACCCUCAACAAUCCGCCGGGUGGCCCGUCGCCAGUCGGCAGCAAUGGUCACACACAUGACCAAGCUCUUGAGGAGAUAGUUAUUCUGGGCGAAACUCAAAACGAAGUGAUGGAGGGAGAGUAUCAGAUUGCAAUCCACCUGUUUGGGUCCCUAUCGGCUACCGGGCUGGGUCAUGGGACACAUACGGCAGUUAUCGGCGGUUUGUUGGGCUGGGAGCCGAUGACAUGCGACCCAGUUGCAUUGCCGCUGUUGUUGACCGAGCGAGGCGCGCUCUACGACUUUCCUGUGCCUGAACUGAAGAUUAAGAUGGGCGCUGAGCACAUCGUCUGGCACGAUCCCUGUGAUAUCAGCGAGCUAUACCACCCGAACACGCUCCGACUCCAAAUUCUGCGGGGCCCCGACGUCUGCUUCGAACGAGAGUACUACUCCGUCGGAGGUGGCUUCAUCGAGCGAAAAGGCGGCAUGCCCGAAGACUUCCGCGAAGAAGAACCGGUCUACCCCUACACCUCCUUCGAACAAGUGGUUGACCACCUGAAAGAGCGCACCGACUCCCGCGAACCUGACUCCAAGGAGCACGACUCCAAGGAGCACGACUCCAAGGAGCACGACUCCCACAAAUCCGGCUCCCAGGACCCUGACUCCCAGGAGUCCGGCUCUAAGGAACCCGGGACCAAGAAGACUGGAGAGUACGACCGGCAGUGCAGCGUCACCAGUCUUGAUACUGAGGCUUGCUCGCCCUGCGGCGGCACGCCUGAGUUUGAAACUGGAGCAAAACCGAGCGGCUGGGCAGACGCCAAGCCUAACGCGCUUGGCGAGCUGUUGACGCUGCUGCCUACAGGGGGCUGUCCAAAGAGCCUGGGAGGCACCUUGAUGGCGGAGUCCGCGGAGGCGGAGUCAAGGGUGAAAGCCAGUCCGAGUACGGAGUUUUUGGGAGGCUGUUUGUCUGAGGGCCAGCUGGGCAAGUUCAUGAACGCUUGCGGUGGCGCCAGCGACGUCUCGGGCUCGUGGACUCGAGGCAUUGACGUGGUGGAGCUGAUGUUGCGGAACGAGGAGAAGUUGACGGGGAUGGGUCGCGAGGAGAUAUUGGAGGGAGUGCGCAAGAUCAUAGAAGUGAUGGAUCGGUCGGUGGAGCGAGGAUUGUCGUGUGAGGGUACGUUGCCGGGACCAAUUCAGUUGAAGCGGAAGGCGGCGUGUGUGUUCGAGCGCGCGACUCGACGCUCCGGACGUAGCGUGGUGUGUGCGAACGACUUGGGGUUAUUGAAUGCUUAUGCCAUGGCCGCGAGUGAGGAGAACGCGGCGGGCAUGUUGGUGGUGACGGCGCCCACGAGCGGAUCUUCAGGAGUGAUUCCGGGAUUGUUGUAUUUUAUGAAGAAACACAUGGGUGUGUGCGAAAGCGUGCGCGAAAGAAGUCUAGUGUGCGGCUGUCUCUUCGGGUUUCUCAUCAAACACAAUGCCAGUAUUUCCGGAGCGGAGAUGGGCUGUAUGGGAGAGAUCGGCGUGGCAAGUGCCAUGGGUGCCGCAAUGCUGGCCUACGCUCAAGAUUGCACACUACGAGAGGUCGAAGCCGCCGCUGAAAUCGCAUUGGAACAUCACUUUGGUGUGACCUGCGACCCCAUCGGCGGUUACGUCCAAAUCCCCUGCAUCCAACGUAAUUCUAUGGGAGCCGUCAAAGCCUACAACGCUUUCAUACUCGCCACCGGCUCCGACCCUGACCAUCAAAAAAUCAAUUUCGACGGAGCCGUCCAGGUCAUGAACCAAACCGGACGCGACAUGCACAAGGACUACAAGGAGACCAGCCAAGGUGGCCUUGCCAAACUCAACGUCGUCCCGUGCUGA
Gregarina niphandrodes is the source of this 2085-nucleotide messenger RNA. Its product is annotated as L-serine dehydratase. NCBI's taxonomy places the organism in Eukaryota, Apicomplexa, Conoidasida, Eugregarinorida, Gregarinidae. Gene Ontology annotation, molecular function: 4 iron, 4 sulfur cluster binding; L-serine ammonia-lyase activity. The transcript has a single exon. The coding region runs from base 1 to 2085 and encodes 694 amino acids. The record is from RefSeq and is a predicted model, not a curated record. Gene Ontology annotation, biological process: gluconeogenesis.